This is a messenger RNA of Dacryopinax primogenitus, 468 nucleotides long. RefSeq lists its product as uncharacterized. The annotation marks the transcript as partial. NCBI's taxonomy places the organism in Eukaryota, Fungi, Basidiomycota, Dacrymycetes, Dacrymycetales, Dacrymycetaceae. The record is from RefSeq and is a predicted model, not a curated record. The transcript has 2 exons.
GCCCUCGCCAAGACUGGUCAUUUCCUGACUGUUUGCCAGCAUGCCUUUAUCUGUUACUCUCCCAAUCAAAUUAAUACUCUUUCCAGAGCCAAAUACUCAAUUGCCUCUCUGGCCCAGCUACUUGAUGCUUGCAGUCAAGACAUUGGAUUUGGUUAUGAUAUUGGCUGCACAAACUUGAUCACUGUUUUCCAGAGCAGCAUUGGCAACAAAGCUGCUGCAUCUGGACUUAGGUUUUUUGUAGGGGCAUUCCAUGGAUAUGCCCAUAACCACUGGUGCCAGAUUCAUUUCCACCCACAAGUACUGACUAUUGCUGGUCUCAAAGAUUUUGAGACCUGUGAGUGGGUGUUCAGUCAAGAGAAUUGCUGUGCCCACCUAUUCCGGCAUGGAUCUGCAUUUCAUCAUCAUAUGACUCUAGAUUGGUUUUACCAGACAUGGGAUUUGGAUCACCAUGCUGCCCUGGGUGAGUAA